UAAAAACUGAAGCAUUCAAGCAUCAAAUGGGAUUUUUUUUUAGCUCCACUAGGGCAAAUUAUUCAUUUUGCACUGCAAAGAAAAGAAAACCUAAUAGAGUUUAGGCGUCAAUAUAAACAGAAUAGCUAGUUCUUCAUUCAUCUUUAAUAGUUUUCCUGGUUCACACUUCAUUACUUCCUUCAAAAACCUGUUCAUCAAUACGCUCCAAACUCCAGCCGAUAAAGUUACGAAGAUGUCGAUAAUAUUGAAGAGAUAUGGAUCUGUAAUUUCGUCUUCAAUCUUUAUCAAAAAUCUUGGUGGUUCUUCAUCUACUCCAACGGUUUCAGGUUAUAACAGCCUUCGGUCAGAAGCCCCAAGAUUGUACCGAGGCAUUGAAUCAUAUUCUAGCUCUUCGAUUCUAACCACAUUCCAGAAGAGGUGCGCAUCUAACAGCCCUAAAAUGGCAGAUGACAGCAAGAUUAGCAUAGGACCACGUAAAGCACUGGAUGAUGAUGAAGGCGACAAGGAUGCCAAGGUAGCUUAUCUGGGUCCGAUUUCUUCCACUAUUAGGAAAGUUAAGCUUCUAUCUCUUAGCACCUGCUGCCUCUCCGUGUCGUUAGGGCCUGUGAUAGUUUUUAUGACAUCCCCCGAGUUGAAUGUGAUCUUGAAAGGCGGAGUUGCAGCUUGUGCCAUAUUCUUCAGUGCCAGUACCACUGCUGCCCUUCACUGGUUUGCGAGCCCUUACAUCCAUAAAAUCUGGUGGCAACCUGGUUCUGAUACCUUCGAGGCAGAAAUGAUGUCGUGGUUGGCUACCCCACUAAAGAAGACCAUCCAAUUCGCUGAUAUAAGGGAUCCAGAGACAAACAGACCAUUUGUGACAUUCAAGGCUAAUGGAAAUUUCUAUUUCGUGGACGCUGAAAACUGUCAGAACAAGGCUCUGCUUGCUAAGUUGACUCCACAGAAACAUGAAUCUGCGUUCAAGAACUUGUGAUUGAAAAAUGUCCGAUGGUGAUUUUGUAGACUUGUAUCUGCUAAAUUUGUUUUCGGCUAAGCAAUAGUUAGUCGCGAGGACUAUAUAUAAAAAGAAAAGGUAAACAUCACCUAGGUAGAAACAUGCUAUCUUGAGAUUUUUCGUCUACAAUGAUUGAAAUAAUGUUUGUAUCUUUCCAAACGUUUGAUUUAUGAUAUUGGUAUCGGCAUUGAAUCAA
Messenger RNA from Amaranthus tricolor (Joseph's coat), 1187 nucleotides. RefSeq lists its product as uncharacterized. NCBI's taxonomy places the organism in Eukaryota, Viridiplantae, Streptophyta, Magnoliopsida, Caryophyllales, Amaranthaceae. Gene Ontology annotation, cellular component: mitochondrial membrane. Gene Ontology annotation, biological process: mitochondrial proton-transporting ATP synthase complex assembly. The coding region runs from base 233 to 970 and encodes 245 amino acids. The transcript is spliced from 2 exons. The record is from RefSeq and is a predicted model, not a curated record.